AUGGGUGUUAAAAGAACACGUACAAGUGGUAUUGUGCUGAUUGCUGGUGUAAGCUCAUAUUUAGCUUACAGAAUCUUCACACGAAUUCGUGGGAAUAGGCUUUUUUGGACUAUUGUUGACUUCGCACGCAUUGAUUUUUUAAACCAAGCAGACCUUCGCUUUCUCUGUCAGGAUUCAUCUCCAAUACGUUGUUGUCGUUGGGUUGUUGCACAGUCUCCGUGCAAUGACGGAUAUUCUCCUUUCAGCGGAGAAUCGUCGUCUCCAUGUUCUGUUUUUCGAAGUUCGCGGAUUGUCGAAGAGGAUAAGACAGGUCCCGGUCAGGUACUCUGCUUUGGGAACUCGUCAUUACGUCGGGUAUCUGAAGGCAGUGCAAGUUUUAGUGAACAGUCAUCUUCAAUUCGUUUGCAGUGGGAUGACCCUUCCUGGGAAGCGCAUUCAGACUCUUUAACCCAAGGAUUCGGGCGCCGACGUCAAAGCCUUUCUCCUUCAAAUGUGUCAGAUUUCUCGGAAUUUCGCUCUGCAAAAAAAGUAUUUGAUGACCUCACGACUCUAAGUUUUGAGGACCAUGGCGGUAUCGAUGAGGGAUAUAUGGAUGCAACUCCUACCGCAGAAGAAUCAUCUGGUUCGAUUUCGGAAACUCAUGAGUUCAUAGAGAGGAACUGCAUGACAGACUCGAAACAUCUUUAUCGCAUUGUUUCUGGAUGUAGUCCCGGUUCGGAUACCUUUUCAGUUCGUAGCAGUUUAACCUCUCGUUCAUUCCAGUCAUUGCGUCAUUGUGCCGCGUCUACUAGUUUUUCAAAUGGACUACUCGACCUCACCACUUCUCCAUCGUCUUGUGUUUCUGGUGUUGACGCACUUUCAAACUCUAUGACUGACAGUGCCAUCAGUAGAGGAUCUGCAUCAACUGGUGAUGAAAGGUGGAGCAGUGCUUUUCUGAAUGAGCCUAAUGCAGCUUUGUAA
Messenger RNA from Enterobius vermicularis (human pinworm), 960 nucleotides. NCBI's taxonomy places the organism in Eukaryota, Metazoa, Nematoda, Chromadorea, Rhabditida, Oxyuridae. The record is from the annotation of a GenBank genome assembly.